This is a messenger RNA of Meloidogyne enterolobii, 1014 nucleotides long. NCBI's taxonomy places the organism in Eukaryota, Metazoa, Nematoda, Chromadorea, Rhabditida, Meloidogynidae. The record is from the annotation of a GenBank genome assembly.
AUGCCUGUACGAUUGCAUAGACUGAAACCAACAAUUUCACACCCUGUGUUCUUUAUUAUUUUUUCUAAAAUUUUUAAUUUGAUUAUUGCUUCUGGUCAAUUACGUUUUCAUUUGGCUAUUCUUAAUAUUUCUGAACAUGGAAUAAAUGACAACAAUGUUUCUAAUCCUAUUAAAAGUUGUUACUGUAUUAAUGGCGGUAAAUGUAUUGAAAAUAAAUGUGUUUGUCCCAUUGGCUAUUGGGGAGAGAAUUGUGAAAAGUGUAUUCCUAACUCAAGAUGCAAAGGAUUUUGUCGUCGAGGACCUGGUGAAUGUACUUGCCCCUUUGGAAAGGGAGGACAAUUUUGUGAAAAAGAUUUGGUAUUCUGCACUAAAAAUUCACCCUGUCAGAAUGGUGGAAUAUGCCAAAAUAAUGCUGAAGGAAAUUAUACUUGUAAAUGUAUUCCCGGUUUUGGCGGCAGAAAUUGUGAAAGAAAAUUAACAAAAUGUGAAGAAGAACCAUGCUAUAAUGGGGCAAAAUGCAUUCCAUCGUUUUCCUAUCCUGGAUUCCGCUGUUUGUGUCCUUCUCUACUUGGUCUUUAUGGCCGUUUUUGUGAAAUAAAAGCUCCAAAUGGGUGUCUUGAUUUACCUUGCCAAAAUGGCGGUUCUUGUAUUGACUGUUCAAAUAAUAUCCGCAACAAUACGUUUAAAUGUAUAUGUCCAGAAGGAUGGACUGGACCUCUAUGUGAAGUGCCCUGGGGAUAUUGUAGUGAAAAUCCUUGUCAAAAUGGUGGUUCUUGUGUAACAGAUAAUUUGAAUGAAAAGGGAUAUGUUUGCUUUUGUAAGCCUGGUUGGUCUGGUGUUAAUUGUGAAGAUAAGAUCAAUAAUUGUUUGAUAAAUCCAUGCUUAAAUGGAGGAAUUUGUUUUAAUUCAAUGAAUGCCUUUCGCUGUUAUUGUACAAAUCAAUGGGAAGGUGAAAUUUGUCAAAACAGGAUCCAGAGGCAGUUAAGAGAUUAUAAACGGUUAGUAUUUUCAUGA